AUGAGACGACCCUCCAACCAACUGAGCCACGCCAGCCAGGGCUAGGUACAUGUAUAAGUUGGGGUCAUACUAUGUACAGUGUUAUGUCCCCCAUUACACUUUUGGCAAAUACCAUGCAUGCAACAGGUGCACAUGAAAAGCUUAAAGAACCGAGUGUGCGCUCGGUCCAUCACCAGCAGGCUAGGGAGGGAUCGUAUCGCUCCCCCUCGCGCACCCCUCCGUCCGUCCCUUCCGCAGCCGCGUGCGGGAAGGACCCCUUCUCACUGUCCGUCCGUCUCCCCGUUGGCCUCACGCAGGAGCAGCAUGCCCGCCCUGGCCAACCUGACGCAGACCCUGGAGGACGCCUUCCGGAGGGUCCUCGUGGGGUACAUGGACGCGUGGCGCCGGAACACGACCGCCCAGCAGGAGGCGCUGCAGGCCCGGGUGGACGCUGAGAACUUCUACUACGUCAUCCUGUACCUCAUGGUGAUGAUCGGCAUGUUCUCCUUCAUCGUGGUGGCCAUCCUGGUGAGCACGGUGAAGUCCAAGCGGCAGGAGCACUCCAACGACCCCUACCACCAGUACAUCGUGGACGACUGGAAGCAAAAGUACAAGAGCCAGAUCCUGAGCCUGGAGGAGGCCAGGGCCACCGUGCACCAGAACCUCGGCGCUGCGGGCUUCAAAAUGUCCCCGUGAGCCUGGCCGGCGGGGGUCGGCGGAGAGAGCCUCGGCCUGCGGACCCAAGGGUUCGAUUC
Messenger RNA from Myotis davidii, 734 nucleotides. It is a transcript of the gene KCNE2, whose product is annotated as potassium voltage-gated channel subfamily E regulatory subunit 2. Lineage: Eukaryota; Metazoa; Chordata; Mammalia; Chiroptera; Vespertilionidae. The transcript has a single exon. The coding region runs from base 118 to 675 and encodes 185 amino acids. Gene Ontology annotation, biological process: regulation of ventricular cardiac muscle cell membrane repolarization; ventricular cardiac muscle cell action potential; potassium ion export across plasma membrane. Gene Ontology annotation, cellular component: membrane. Gene Ontology annotation, molecular function: potassium channel regulator activity; voltage-gated potassium channel activity involved in ventricular cardiac muscle cell action potential repolarization; transmembrane transporter binding. The record is from RefSeq and is a predicted model, not a curated record.